Messenger RNA from Didymodactylos carnosus, 837 nucleotides. The record is from the annotation of a GenBank genome assembly. Lineage: Eukaryota; Metazoa; Rotifera; Eurotatoria; Philodinida; Philodinidae.
AUGCUUGGAUGGACAAGAAAUGUUUCAACUAAACCAUGUCCAUGUGGCUUUGGCGAUGAAAGUUUGAGCAUCAAGUCUGAUGAUCGGCAACCUGCAUUUGAUUACUGUUCUAAUAUAAACAAGUUGGACAACCAUGUUGACUGUCCAGCUUUUCAUGCUAUAUGUCAUGAGGAUAGACCAUGUGAACCUUACUGGCGCUUUACUAAAGGUAGUAUCAAACAAAUUCGUCGUUGGUGUUUAAUGGGAGAAAUUGAAGAAAUUUAUUGCAUCACUCGUCCCGUUCUAGUGAUACGUACUCGAUUCGACGAGAAAGUUAAAGUUCAUUUUUAUCUCGAAGGCAGUCAUACUCCGCUUACUUUUUCAUUCAAUGAUGCAGUGAAAGGUCAUACAAUUUUGAUAAUGUAUCCUGAAAAACAUGAUUUUCUCGAAGGGACUACUGGUAUUCGACAAGAGGAUGGAGAUUUAGUCGUUAUUUUUAAAUGUCCUAUGCAAACACUCAUCAAAACUUUUGGAUCUAUGACGGCUCCUCAAGCUUGCUUUCAAUGUGGAGCAAAACCAUCAGAUUCAAUUCAAAAUUUACCUUUAAAAGAAAAUGAACAUUCUAUUUCUUCUGAUCAAUCUGCAGAAUCAGUACCAAUGAAUCUCUCAUUGAAGAAGUGUUCGAAAUGUCGAAUAGCAUUAUAUUGUAAUGAACUAUGUCAAACUCAGCAUUGGAAAGAUAGUCACAAACAACUUUGUUCAUCAAUAAAAUAUUUACAAAUGUUACGUGAACUUGAUUUCACGACAACAAGUGUUGUGUCGAAACAGUCUGCUCGACCUUUUUCUUUCGCUGUUUAA